Poecilia latipinna (sailfin molly) is the source of this 1811-nucleotide messenger RNA. It is a transcript of the gene nptx1l, whose product is annotated as neuronal pentraxin 1 like. The record is from RefSeq and is a predicted model, not a curated record. Bases 110 to 1411 code for a protein of 433 amino acids. The transcript is spliced from 5 exons. Lineage: Eukaryota; Metazoa; Chordata; Actinopteri; Cyprinodontiformes; Poeciliidae.
GCGGCUGCGCUCGCACAGGCGGAGUACCACAACAGGAGCACACUCACUGCGGCUCGUCAACUAAAAACAGAAAGGAAAAAAAAAAAAAGCGGGCGCACACUACGGCAGGAUGUGGGCGACGAGGAGCGGCUUCUCCUGGAGACUUUUGCUUUUCUCCUGUGUGUUUCUGGAGAGUUUAUCCCAGGACUUUGUCGGACAGACGCAGUUCAUAUGCACGUCCGUGCCCAAGGAUGUGGACAUAUGCGCGGCCACGCUACAGAACAGCGUACCUGGGGAGGACUUGAAGACCACCGUAAUGCAGCUGCGGGAGACCGUGCUGCAGCAGAAGGAGACGAUCAUCAACCAGAAGGAGACCAUACGGGAGCUGACCUCAAAGUUGGCCCGGUGCGAGAGUCAGAGCGGCGGCGUGGAGCCCGGGGACGCGCGGCCCGGGGGCAGGAGGAAAGAAGCGGGGACCAAAAACACCAUGGGGGACGUGUCCAGAGGCCCCGCAGAGACUUUGACGCAGCUCUCUCAGACUUUACAGUCGCUGAAGCAGAGAUUAGAGAAUCUGGAGCAAUUCAGCAGGAGCAACAACUCGGUGCAGACCAACAGCCUGAAGGACCUGCUUCAAAGUAAAAUCGACGACUUGGAGAAGCAGGUGUUGUCCCGGGUGAACAGCAUCGAGGAAGGGAAGCCCGGUCUCAGGAACGAGACCGAGCAGCGUGGGAGAGUGGAGUCCACGCUCACCUCCCUACACCAAAGGAUCACGGAUUUAGAAAAAGGUCAAAGAGAAAACAGGCCCCUGGAUAAGUUCCAGCUCACAUUCCCUCUGAGGACCAACUACAUGUAUGCAAAAGUGAAGAAGAGCUUGCCUGAGAUGUACGCCCUCACCGUGUGCAUGUGGCUGAAGUCCAAUGCGUCGCCUGGAGUGGGGACACCUUUCUCCUACGCGGUCCCGGGUCAGGCCAAUGAGCUGGUCCUCAUAGAAUGGGGGAACAACCCAAUGGAGAUACUGAUAAACGACAAGGUUGCAAAGCUGCCCUUUCUCAUCAAUGACGGAAAGUGGCACCAUAUCUGCGUAACCUGGACGACUCGGGACGGGGUCUGGGAAGCUUACCAGGAUGGCGUCAAAAGAGGAGGCGGAGAGAAUCUGGCGCCGUAUCAUCCAAUCAAACCCCAGGGAUUGCUAAUCCUUGGCCAAGAGCAGGACACUUAUGGCGGGGGGUUCGACGCCACACAGGCUUUCGUCGGAGACCUGGCGAAUUUCCACAUCUGGGAUCGGAAGCUCUCCGAAGGGGAGAUUUACAAUCUGGCAACCUGCAGCAGCAAAGCUCAAGUGGGCAACGUGUUUGCGUGGAUGGAGACGAGCCUGGACAUUUAUGGCGGAGCCUCCAAGUGGACAUUCGAAGCUUGCCGCCAUCUCAACUGAACCGCGAAUGAAGAAUAAAACAUUUGCGAACAUCACUUUUGCCACGGCGGUUAGUCAGCCAGCCUGAAGGGUCAGGAGGAGACUUUUUCAGUGAAGACGAACUGGAAUUUUUUGUCAUAGGCGUUUUGAAAACUUUAUUUGUGAGAGCCUCUUGUGCGAUUUUCUGGUGUGGGAGGAGGUCACUGAAGAGGUCAACUUUUGGCAUCCGGCGUUGCUCGUCAGCACAUGUGGUUUCAUUUGGGGGAAAAAAGUAAGCAGUGGCACUUCUGAAAGGAAGAAGUCGCAGCGUGAAGGUGAACAAAUAGCGGGCCGAGUUCAAGCGUGCAGCAGGAAAAGGUCGCAUAGGUUUUUUUUUUGGUUUUUUUUUUAAGAAAACUGAUGUCACACAAUUCAAAGAAAA